AUGGCUUUAGAAGAAGAGGAAGAGAGUCAAAACGCACCGUAUUGCAUCCUCGACGGUCUUUUCUGCGAGGAAGAGAGUGGGUUCGAAGACGAAGAAGCAGCAGAUUUGCGCGAGAAAUCCGACGAGAGCCUUGUAAAGUUUCCGUCUUUCCAUCUGGGUUUCUCCGAUCAUGACAUGUCCUGGGACGACGACGAGCUCUCGAGCCUGAUUUCGAAAGAGGACGAGCUAAAGCCGUCGUGCCUCUGCGACGAAAUCUUAGACGACGAGUUUCUGGCUCUGUGUCGCGAGAAGGCGCUCGAGUGGAUUUUCAGAGUGAAGUCUCAUUACGGGUUUAAUUCGUUGACGGCUCUUCUCGCUGUGAACUACUUCGAUAGGUUUAUCACGAGCAGGAAGUUUCAGACUGAUAAGCCAUGGAUGUCUCAGCUUACAGCUGUGGCUUGCUUGUCUCUAGCUGCUAAGGUUGAAGAGAUCCGUGUCCCAUUGCUCUUAGAUCUCCAAGUGGAAGAAGCAAGAUAUCUGUUUGAGGCUAAGACUAUACAGAGAAUGGAGCUUUUGAUUCUCUCUACUCUUCAGUGGAGGAUGCAUCCUGUGACUCCAAUCUCGUAUUUCGAUCACAUUAUCCGUCGAUACAGCUCUAAAUCUCACCAGCAGUUGGAGUUCUUGAGCCGGUGUGAAUCUCUGUUACUCUCCAUUGUCCCUGAUUCGAGGUCUCUGAGUUAUAGUCCAUCUGUGUUAGCAACUGCAAUAAUGGUCUCUGUGAUUAGAGAUUUCAAGAACUGUGACGAAGCUGAAUACGAAUCUCAGCUCAUGACUCUACUCAAAGUUGAUUCGGAGAAAGUAAAUAAAUGCUAUGAGUUAGUGUUAGAUCAUCACAGUCCAUGCAAGAAGAGGAUGAUGAGUUGGAUCCAACCCGCUAGUCCGAUCGGUGUGUUCGAUGCAUCGUUCAGCUCCGACAGCUCGAACGAGUCUUGGGUUGUGUCUGCUUCUGCUUCUCUGACAUCGUCUCCGGAGCCUUUGCUGAAGAGGAGAAGAGUGCAGGAACAGCAGAUGAAGUUGUCUUCAAUAAACAGAAUGUUUCUCGAUGUGUUUACUACUAGUCCUCGCUAA
Microthlaspi erraticum is the source of this 1107-nucleotide messenger RNA. The record is from the annotation of a GenBank genome assembly. NCBI's taxonomy places the organism in Eukaryota, Viridiplantae, Streptophyta, Magnoliopsida, Brassicales, Brassicaceae.